UUGGAGAAGAACAGCGUUAUUCUAACGCACAAGUGCAAGAAACCCGCUAUUUUCCUGCUUAAUAUUCAAGCUAACUUCUUCUAUUGUCCAUUUCUUUAUAUUAUCGGGAAAAAAUCCCUAAUUUUCCAUCACUUUCCCUAAACAAAUAUUCCAGCAAUUCAUCAUAGUUUUGCUUUAUCAACAUUUGAAGGAUCUCACAAUCAAAUUUCAGGCACUUAAGUAUGUCGGGAGAAGUUAGCAAUAUUUUACGCUACCACUUCUUCAAACUCCUAGAUCCAUGAUGGGGUUGGGACGGCGGGUUAUUUUUUAUUGGGGUGAGGCUGGCUGGAGAAUCCCCUACAUGCAAGGAGAAGAGAAGUUAAUUCUUUCUCUUGGUGGAGAGAAUCAAACCUUUGUGAAUUAAAAAGUCUUUAACAAUUCCAACCUAAGAUUCUUCUUGGUCAGGUUUUGGAAGUAAAUGGAAUUAUGUAUUUGGAGCACCCUUAUCUUCUUCAAUUGUAUCGCCCUUGACAUUAAAAUGCAUAGAUAUCUAUGACCAGCUUCUUCUAUAUGAUUAUCAUGUUACAAAUUUUUUUGAACUGUAGGGUUUGUCUAUGCAUUUGACUUUUGAUAUAUUUUCUGCGUCUUCCUUCCUUUAGGAAUCAUCUAUGUUCCUUUAUUAUUGAACAAGAGAAUGUCUGGAUAUGUUAUCCUUUGAAUCUUGUUAAAUAGCUAGUUAUAUCUUACUGUUCAGUUUUGGUGAUACGUUUUAUUCUCUUUGCUUUGAUGUGCCAGCUAUUGGACAAGGGUAUGGUGCGCCCAAUUCAAGCCACAAUGCAUUUGGAUUUGGAAGCAAUGCAAAUCAGAAUCUAUUUGCUUCUCAUGCAUCAAGUUUUGGUGGAAGUUCAACUGGUGUAUUUGGCGGCGCACAAUCGCCUUUUUCAUCAGGUUCUUCCCGAACUUCAUGGACUCUAGGAUCAUCUUUAGGAGGAAGGUCAAUGGAUACAUUUGGAGCAUCAAUGCCUUGUACAUCAGCAUCCUCCAUAAGUUUGACUCAGGGAUCACUUUUUCCCGGUAAUUCACCAGGUGUAUUUGGAGCACAACUACCACCUAUUUCAUCAGCUCAGGAAUUACCUUUUGGUGGAAGCUCAACUGGUGUAUUUAGUGCACCGGAAUCGCCAUUUUUAUCAGAUUUUUCCCAAACUUCAUGGACUCUAGGAUCAUCUUUAGGUGCAAGUUCAACAAGUGCAAUUGGAGCAUCAUCACCUUUUACAUCAGCUUCCUCCACAAGUUUCACUCAGGGACCAUUUGUCAGUAAUUCAGCAGGUGUAUUCAGAAAACCACCUCCAACUAUUUCAUCACCUCAGGAAUCACCUUUUGGUGGAAGCUCAAAUGGUGUAUUUGGUGCACCACAUUCUUUUUGUGGAAGCUCCUCUGGUGCAUUUGGAUCACCAUCAUCACCUUUUUCAUCAGCUUCAAUCUUUGGUGGAAGUUCAACAGGUGUAUUUGGAGCACCAUCUCCUUUCUCAUCCACUUCUUCCUCAAUUCUAGGAUUUCGACAUGCAACUUCUGGUUCAGCACCAAUGUUUGGGACUAACAGUCUUGGAAGUGCAGGUCAAUUCAACUCUACUACUUCAAAAGGAUCAACUGGAGGGCCUCCAUUUACUCCAUUGUUGGGACAUAGGUCUAGUUCCUCUGCUUCAUUAUCAAUAGUUGGGGACAAGACUAAUACAGGUCAUACUAUAUCUGCCUCUAAAACAGCAGGGAGUACAACUGUCCCAAGUUUCCAAAUACAUAAUUCACCCUGCAGCGAAACUUCAGCUGGACCAUUCAGGAUAUCAUAUUCAUUUCUGACCUCCCCUCGCACCUUUACAGCUUCUGGAUUACCUACAAUGGUUGGUUUUACGAAUAAUAAGAGUAGCAAUCAGAUCGCAGGGCCUGUUUUUGGGCAAUCUCCAAGUGUUCUUGGAACAAAACCUACCAAUAUUUUUUCAACUUUGCAAACUACAGGGCCUAUCAUAUGGGAUCAAACAAAAGGAACCAGAAUCAAACCAUAUGAAUGUACUACUAUACAAGAGGCAGGCAAGAAUGUCAAGUAUACUUCUAUAUCAGCCAUGUCUACCUACGAGAGUAAAAGCCAUGAAGAGUUGAGGUGGGAAGACGCUGAGCUGAAUUCUGGAGGUCAGCAGAAUCCAGUCAGUAAUCGAACACAGGAAUUAAACAGACAACCAUCAAAAUUCCCUCGUUAUCCUGCCACCCUUGGUCCAUUCUUCCCAGUAUCUUCUAUGAAUAUGAAUACAAGUUCUAGUAUAAAGCCACUGCCAACUUUUAUAAAUUUUCCAAAUAAUCAAGUCAGUAACCAAACACCAGAUUUGGAACGACUACCGUCAAACUUCCUUUUGUCCACCCCAUAUCCACUCUUCACAGUAUCUUCGACAAAUGUGGGUUCAAGUACUAACCCAAAUGUUGAUCAUCUUUCUGGUUUAAAGCCACUGCCAACCUUUCCUACAAUUGACACUAAAAAAUCCAUGUUGGAUGCUUCAAAUUUGAACUCUUCGGUUCCACCACAAGUUCCCAUUACACCUUCGACUGUUGCAUCUCAAUUUUUAGCAACCUUGCCUAUUUCGAAUAAGCAGUCAUCACAAAAUUUUCAGUUACCAACUGAACCUUUACCUUUAUGGAACAAUGGGGGUGUUUCAUUUGAGUGUUGUCAGCCUCAGCCUGGUGUUUGUCCACUACCUCUACACAGGUCUUCUGCUACAGGAGAGGUCACAGAUCGCAUUGUAGCUGUUAAAGAUCCUUUCAGAUCUGAACCUGCCACCUCGCAGCCGUCAAUUGGUCAUUUUGUGUGUUCUUCAUUGGUUCAGCAUGGAAUCUCUAGCAUGCCAGUGUUUAAAGAACUUGUAAAACCAAGAAGCACAAGAGUUUCAUCUCUUCUUAAGUCAAGAAACUAUCGAGCUCAGCUGUUGGCAGUGAAAGUCAGGAAAUAUCACCCAAGCACUGAUGGGCCGAAGGUGCCUUUCUUUGAUCGGGGUGAGGAAACUCAAUUUAUCAAGGCAUAUAAUUGUGUAGUUCCAAGGGAGAAUCCUAGGUCGGUGUUUGCUGCUGCUUCAACUGAGCUAACCUAUGCUCGUACUUGCAAAGAACCUCCAAUUAAGAAUUUAACUGCUGUAGAUGAUGAGAAUGAAAAUGCUGAGAAAAACCCAAUCAACAGUUCAAUCCCCAACUCUCUCAAGGAUGAUCAGACUGAAGCCAAUGGCAAUGCAAAAGAAGCUCACACGCUAAUGAUUCCAAAGCUCCAACGCCCUGACUACUACACAGAACCCAGCAUCGAGAAGAUAACAUCUAUCGAAAGCUGUAAUCCUGGAUUUUGCUGUCAAGUAAAGGACUUUGUGGUGGGCCGAAAAGGCUAUGGCUGGGUGAAAUUUUUUGGAGAGACAGAUGUACGUGGCCUUAAUCUUGACUCUAUUGUCCAAUUCAAUGAUCGGGAGCUGAUAGUAUACGAUGAUGAGAGUGAGAAGCCUGCAGUUGGACAAGGCCUUAACAAGGCAGCUGAAGCUACUCUUCUUAAUGUUAUAUGCAUGGACAAGACAGGGAAACAGUACAGUAGCGGUAAGAUGGUCGACAAAUUUGUGGAGAAGCUGAAGAAGGUGGCUGAAAGGCAAGGGGCUGAGUUUUCCUCCUAUGAUCCUGUUGAUGGAAUUUAUAAGUUCGUCGUGCAGCAUUUUUAGCUGAGUUAAAUCAUAUAUUUUUUUUUCAAUGUUGUGUGAUUGUGUAAAAAGUUUUAGGUGUUUUUUUAUUGUGUAUGAUUUUGUAAAAUAGUUGGAAGUGUGAUGUGGUUUAAUUAGGUUGUUUGCUAACGUAUCUUUGAAUGUAAGUGAUCUCAUCAUUUGUACUGUCUAAUUCUAAUAAUAUUUGAAUGAAAGUUUACUAUAGUCAGCAGUUGGACUUUAACGUGGCCAUUCAAUUCACCUACAAUACACAAUUUCUUGAUCAUUUGGAUGUUUUGGCCCAUAUCAUCUAGAUCCUUCUAAAUUUUACUUACUGUUCAAUCCUCACUUGUGAUUCAUAGGCACUUAUGACUUUUAAAAUCUCUUUACCAUAUAUAAUCUUCAUUCUUAUAAUCCCAUCAUUUUUUCUACACACGUCUACUACAUCGUUUAGGGUUUACUCAUCCAUAAUCAUAAUGUUGCGCAAAUUGCGGAAGCGCUGUAGAAAUAAACCACAAAGAGAAUAAAGAUAAAAUAAUA
Messenger RNA from Amaranthus tricolor (Joseph's coat), 4229 nucleotides. Its product is annotated as nuclear pore complex protein NUP98A-like. The transcript has 10 exons. The coding region runs from base 978 to 3710 and encodes 910 amino acids. NCBI's taxonomy places the organism in Eukaryota, Viridiplantae, Streptophyta, Magnoliopsida, Caryophyllales, Amaranthaceae. Gene Ontology annotation, cellular component: nuclear pore; nuclear pore cytoplasmic filaments. Gene Ontology annotation, molecular function: structural constituent of nuclear pore. The record is from RefSeq and is a predicted model, not a curated record. Gene Ontology annotation, biological process: post-transcriptional tethering of RNA polymerase II gene DNA at nuclear periphery; protein import into nucleus; RNA export from nucleus.